AACAGUCACAAGAUUCACUCGUCGCCACACCCAGGUCCGUCCCUGCAUUUUUUCCAUAAUCAUUUUCUAUUUCUUUUUGCCUUUUUGCGUACACCAUGAUGCUUCGACGAUUAUGCACUGUGUCUGCUGCAGUACGUCCGCAGAUUUUCCGCUCCCAAAGGUUUAUGUCUACUGAGACAGUCAAAGAGGUUUAUACACCGAAACAGCGCCGUUUUGGUGUAGGCACCGCCUUUAUGUGCACUUUACCUUUUAUUGCUUUCGGUCUCGGAACAUGGCAGGUGCAACGUCUGCGCUGGAAGGUUAAUUUGAUUCAGAAUCUUGAAGAGAGAAUGGACAUGCCACCCAUUCCGCUUCCCCGACGUAUAAACGAGGACACCGUGAAAGAUUACGAAUAUCGUCGUGUGGCAGUGACUGGUCAUUAUCGCCAUGACAAAGAAAUGUUGCUCGGUCCACGCACUCGAGGCGACGGUAAUGUGGGCUAUUUUAUCAUUACUCCGCUUGAACGAAAGAAUGGUACGAGUGUGUUGGUGAAGCGAGGCUGGGUAUCCACCGCCAAGAAAGAUCAACGUGCACGACCAGAAAGUUUAGAGGAGGAUGAAGUGGAAGUUGAAGGCUUAUUGCGCAUGUCGGAGAGACGAAACACAUUUACGCCCGACAAUGCUCCUUCCAGCAAUCAAUGGUAUUGGACAGAUGUAGAAACGAUGGCUCAACUGACCGGCUCAGAGCCUCUUCUUGUUGAACGUGUAUCAGAUCAAUCGCCGUAUGUCGAGCAUGCGCUCAUUGAUCGAGGUAUUCCAGUAGGACGCUCUCCUGUGGUGGAAGUUCACAAUAGCCAUCUUCAGUAUAUUUUUACCUGGUAUGCGCUAUCCAUUGCCACUUCAGCGAUGUUAUGGAAACUGCUUAGAAAACCGGCCCAUCGUCCCAAAGUGGUCAAGCGACUCUAGACCUUGGAAACUAUUUUAGCAUUUUAUUUUAGAACC
Molecule: messenger RNA, 980 nt
Organism: Radiomyces spectabilis
Lineage: Eukaryota; Fungi; Mucoromycota; Mucoromycetes; Mucorales; Radiomycetaceae
Product: SURF1 family-domain-containing protein
Exons: 4
Coding region: 96-944 (282 amino acids)
Biological process (GO): mitochondrial respiratory chain complex IV assembly
Cellular component (GO): mitochondrion; membrane
Source: RefSeq, a predicted model, not a curated record